Messenger RNA from Anopheles gambiae (African malaria mosquito), 2084 nucleotides. RefSeq lists its product as uncharacterized. The record is from RefSeq and is a predicted model, not a curated record. NCBI's taxonomy places the organism in Eukaryota, Metazoa, Arthropoda, Insecta, Diptera, Culicidae. The transcript is spliced from 4 exons. Bases 533 to 1771 code for a protein of 412 amino acids.
AUGUGUUUUGGCAUGGACGUUUGUUUACAUUUUUCAAUAUUAAAUUUGAAUGAUUUCUAUGUUAUUAUACAUGUGAAUAACUAGUAAAUUAUGAGUUGAAUGUUCCCCCUGUAGGUGGAUAUUCAUUUAAACUAUGAAAAUGCUUCAUUUUCGAGACGAAAAGAAAGGCGUAUUGCAGUGCAUUAUGACAGGUCUAUAAGACAUCGAACAGCUGACAGAGCACCUAUCGAACAGAGUCGUGUUUGUUUGUCUCGUUCGAUUGGUCCCAGAGCGCCGCCUUAUUUGGGUAUUUUCUAUUUUUGUCAUAUUUUGUUUACAUACUGUUGUACUUAUUUACAUUGCACGCACUGUACAGGAAUAUACAAACCUUGGUCCAAUCGUAAUGACGUUCAUUUGUUUACAUUUUAUUUUGUUCCGUAGGUCGGAAGCGUCGUAGGCAAACAAAUUCUAAAAUCUGCGGUGCAUGUUUUGAACACAAUCUUAACGUUGUAAUUCUUUCACUUCAAAUUAUAUGGUUUUUCCACACUAAAAUAUGCAAUCUUCCCGCCUUCCUUAUUUCGUAACUCUUUUCAUAGCAGUCGUUUUGCAAUAUUUACCAAAUGAAAAAAGUACCUCAAAAAGACCAUUGGAAAAUGUAUGUGACUACGACCGUAACAUACUUUGUCCGGAAUGCGUCUCAAGUGGCUUGGAGUGUAAUAAAUUUGAUGAUUUAUUUACACUGCAGGAUGAUAAUGUAUUCAACAUUAUCAAUAACAUUUUCAAUUCACACACUACUAGAAUUGGUACAAUUGUUCAGGAAAAUAAAUUAGCAGUGAUGAAACAUUUAAACCGUGAUAACACUAUCGAAAAAUUGUUACAAGAAUACUGUGACGCUUAUUCGCUGACAAAACAAAACUGCCGUUGGGCACAGCACGAUGGAAGUGUAGAUCGAGCAAAAGAAUUUAUUACGACAUCAAUCCUUGAUAGUGCAAGGGUUGAAGGAUGCAUCUUUUGUCCAGCCACAAACAAUCGGCAAAGUUUGCAACGUUUUCUAAGCUUAUUCGACUCGACUGAUAAUGAGCUGUGGAAUUUGCUUGCUGUACGCACAAAUGUAGAGCCGCUGCUCAUCAAACUGUUAACUGUUAAUUAUCACGAUGAGCCGCCGUUAUAUGUUCCAAAACUUUUGCACACAUUUGGCUUCUCCAUUAUUGAAACCUAUGAAGGAAAAACGUUGGAACAUUAUUACGAUUUCCCGUUCGUGACUCGUAUGCGCAUUGCUGCUGAGCUCAUCAGGGCAGCAUUUAAGUUCACGGAAGGAAUACACGGAUUUCGUGUUUUUUUAACAGAUAUAAAUCCAGAUAACGUGGUAGUAAAUCUUAAAAACGAUAACAAGCAAGUGUACGUAUCCAUCGUCGAUUUAGAUAAUGUCAUUUUACUGGAUAGCUGGGCGGAAGUAUUUCUUACAAAAAAUACGCAUCACGUGCACAGUAAAAUCGAAUGCAACGGAUGCUUUGCUUACGUCCAGGAAGAUGUUUGCCGCUAUCAAAAUAGUGAUUUGAAUUUGUUUGCCACAUGUCAGUUACUGCUAGAAAAUUUAAAUGGACACUAUGCUAAAGGAUUGCUUCAUUACGAUCGUGAUGCUGAAGCAUUCCCAGUGCUUGGUGAAGCUUCAAAGAUGCUACAAAAUCUUCUGUCAGAGUGUGUUUACUGUCAACCACCGGAUUGCCAAAACAGAUCGCACAUUUUGAAAGAUAUGCUUCACAUCAUAGAUCAAACAAUAAUUCAAUCGUAGCCGCUACACUGUGCUGUUAUUUUUUACACUUUCCUACAUUAAUGUUACAUUUUCCUCUAACUUGCCGAUCUGUACGUUCGUCUUCUUCCAUAGCUUGUACUUUUUGUAUAUAUUCGCGAAGUUCUUUUAGCUCACACAUGGCCUUUUUUGUUAGUUGACCUUCUGGCGUCGUACGAUGCUCAAAUACUAACAUACCUAUAGCUUCCUUUAAAGCAGCUUCUGACAGUUUCAGGCGUUCCUGCAGUAAAAUAAGCAAUGUAUACAUAUUUAGAAGAGAAUAUUGAAACAUUACAAUAAAAACCCGAACACCCGA